This is a messenger RNA of Oreochromis aureus, 2704 nucleotides long. It is a transcript of the gene grhl3, whose product is annotated as grainyhead-like transcription factor 3. Gene Ontology annotation, cellular component: nucleus. Gene Ontology annotation, molecular function: DNA-binding transcription activator activity, RNA polymerase II-specific; RNA polymerase II cis-regulatory region sequence-specific DNA binding. Gene Ontology annotation, biological process: regulation of transcription by RNA polymerase II. The transcript is spliced from 15 exons. The coding region runs from base 120 to 1808 and encodes 562 amino acids. Lineage: Eukaryota; Metazoa; Chordata; Actinopteri; Cichliformes; Cichlidae. The record is from RefSeq and is a predicted model, not a curated record.
ACUUGACUCAUCUGUGUUUCACAGCUCUUCCCUGAUAGACUGAAGAAGAACAGAAGCCCCUACGAAAACUGAAGAGUGGAGAUUAAAGGAGCCUAUUCAAGCUGACUUGGACUGAAGACAUGACCAAAGAGACUGAGACUCUGGGACUGGUCUUUCAGAGCGAGAACUUCAGCUAUAACAAUUACUCAAACUACGUCAUGGACUCCUGGGCUUAUCUGGAUAACUCCAUAACUGAGCCGAACCCCUCAAAAUCCAGAUUGCCUGAAGAGCUAACAGCCCUCUCGAUGUUUUAUGAACAGUGCAAGAGCCCAAAGGUGAACGCUGCCUGCAGCCGCACAGGCAAUGUGUGCAAAGUAACAGAGAGGAGUCUGCCCCAGACCAAUGAGAUUCCUCCACUGGACACGUCCUCUAUCGCCAUGAAGAUUCUCUCUGACAACCUUCCCAUCCAGCCCAGCAACGUUUUGGGAUCUAAGCAGACCCCACCCAUUUCCGUUUCUGCCACCUCAGAAACAUACACCUCGCUGACCAGUGUUGUGGAAAAUACUUAUGACAAACAGGAGCUGAGCAACUUUUUUGAAUUGCUGCAAAAGUGGCCCGAGAACACUGCUUUCCCUGACCCCAGCACUGAGAAUCUUCCCUACAGCGAUGCCUUCCCUGAAAACCAUUCCAGCCCAGUCUACUCCCACUCCUACACCAGUUCCCCAUCUGAGAGAUCCAGGAGUGAGUUCCAGUUUUCUCUCGGGGCUCCUGCAGCUUCUUCUCACAAGCCCAGCGAGCUCCCCAUGGUGUAUCUGAACAAGGGACAAUUCUACCCCAUCACUCUCCAUGGGGUGGACAGCAGCGCCUGCCUCACUGCCACCAAAGUCAAGACGGUGGUGAUGGCUGUUUUUGAGAAUGACAAGAGCCCAGAAAUGCAACUGCGCUUCUGGAAUCACUGGCACGGACGCCAGCCAACCGCCAAGCAGAGGGUCAUUGACAUCGCGGACUACAAGGAAGUGUUCAGCGGCAUUAGCAAUGUUGAAGAAGUGGCCUUCAAUGCUCUCUCUUUUGUGUGGAACCCCAGCGAGGAAGCCAAGGUGUACAUUGGGAUCAACUCCCUGAGCACAGACUUCUCCUCUCAGAAAGGAGUGAAAGGCCUGCCCCUGAACCUUCAGAUCGACACUUACGACUUAAGCUCAGGAAACAGCCACAUGAUACACAGAGCUGCUCUCCAGGUCAAGAUUUUCUGUGAUAAGGGUGCAGAGAGGAAGAUGAGAGACGAGGAGAGGAAGAGAUCCAAGAGGCGAGGAAAGAACACUAAUGAUGCUAAAUCUUUAGUAAGUAGCUCAAUAGGCAACGAGUGCACCUUCUUCCAGACCCUGGAUGACCAUGUGAUCCAGCCAGUUCUCUUCAUUCCAGACACACACCUGUCCAGCUUACAGCGCAUGGCCACUCCCAUGGAUGAUUCGGAAAGGAGUUCUCAUAAGAGGCUGUAUCCAGACAGAGACCAGACGAGCUCCCCAACCAACAAACAAGCUCGCAAAGAAGACGCACAGAGAGUUCUUCUGUACGUGAGGACAAACUCUGAAGAGGUAUUUGAUGCCCUCAUGCUCAACUCGCCAACGCUGUCAGGCUUGCGAGAAGCUAUUUCAGAAAAGUACGGCCUGCAAAAAGAAACCAUCGGGAAAAUCUACAAAAAAUGCAAGAGAGGGAUCUUUGUCAACAUGGAUGACAACAUCAUCCAGCACUACACCAACCAGUCGGCAUUCCUCAUCGACGUUUCCGAGUUGGGUAACGGUCAGUUCCAGGUUACUCUUGUUGAAGUAUGAGAAGAAUCAGCCACCCACUCUGCUGAAGGAUGAAGAAAUAAAGAUGCCAGUUUGAUCAAUUUCUUGAAGCACUGCCUGAGCAGACAGAAUGUAGGAUGUGGACUGCCAAAAAGCCAGAAGAAAACUGAAGUGAAAGCCCAGUUUUCUUACUUCUGCCUAAAAUGUUGUACAUAUCAUUCUUCUCCCCCGUUCUUGUGAUUGUGUUAACGUCAGAGCAACAAUGCUCAGCAGCCCUUUAUGUAUUUAAUGUAAAUAGGUUUUAAUAAGACAGUGUUGUAUGAGCUAUCUGUGUACAUAUAGAAUAUCAGUUUCCAUAAACUGCUAUGUAUUUCAUUUUUAUUGAAAGAGCUCCGUGCAUGAUUUGUGCACAGCAUUUUUUUUAGCAUUUUUAUAGGUUACUAUUCUUGCUGCUUGCGAUGUACUCGUCAUUUCUUCUAUAAAAACCCAAUGGUGCGUUUUUUUCUUACUCUCAGUCUGCUGUCACUAUUUUUUUUACUGCCAAAAGUAUCCUCCUCUAGGUUCCUGCUAGUUUCACAACCAAGAUCACCCAGCACUGGGUUGCAUUCAGAACCUAAAGUCAGACAUUUCCACCCUUAAAACCACACAUGAGUUAGUAUUGGUCAUCAUUUAGCCUCUAAAUUGUGGACAUUUCCUGACUAUAUGGUGAAACCACAGAGUUUUUUUUUUCUGGAAACACUUCAAAAACACCCUAAACCCAGCCAGAGGAUUUUCACUGUGUGCAUGUAUAUGCAUGUGUAAAAACUUGUUUGUUUCUUUAUACAUUAUGCAUCAUUUCAAAGCGUGCAUGUAUCCCUGCGUUAUUUCAUAAUUUUACAAUCUGGUUAUGUUGGUCAUGCAUUGGCCCUUUUGUAUGGAAAUAAAGAAAAUACAUAAGA